CUUUGCUUUCCGUGCCAUUCAUUUAUAACGCAGCCACUUAUACAGUGCACAGGCACAUAGGCAAGAUCAGUGCUCCAACAGCCGGUCGCUCAUCCCUGGAAGAGCACAUAAGUAAUUGGACAGGCAAAGUCAGAUCAUCCGGCGCGCCCAAACAGAUUAAAGAGGGACGGAGCAUUUUGACUCAAGACGCGCAGGCACAGCAGCGCACACAUCACACUUGGACCUGACAGUUCACCUAUUAAUCCGCAAACUACCUGCAGUUUAACAUGGAGCGGAGCAUCCCUAAUUUUGCAGGCACAUGGGAGAUGAAGAGUUCUGAAAACUUCGAGGAUCUCUUGAAAAAGUUGGGUGUGAAUGUGAUGCUGAGUUUUCCACGUUGGGAAUCCGAUAGUAAGAUCAGCUGUGAGCAGACUCUGCAGAAAGGAGAAGGGCCUAAGACGUGCUGGACCCGAGAGAUUACCAAUGACGGCAAACUGAUCCUGACCAUGGGAGCAGAUGAUGUGAUAUGCACCAGAGUCUACGAGCGACAAUGAACAAGAGCACUUCUCACUUUCGUCCUUCCAGCUCCCCGUGUCCUGCAUCACCACUUGCAUCUCUACUCCCCCUUUGUUAUGGCAGCCUGUCUAUAGUUUUAUUCCAGUAUCUCUUCAUUAUGUAAUACAUGUGGUAACUGUAUCUAGUAUAGUAUAUCUACACGAUGGUCUUAGAGUUAUCCCCCCUGUCUCUCCAGCUCUAUCAAACAUGACCAGCUGGGUUUUAAACAUGAAAAUGUAUGUUGGUUUUGUUGAUUGACAGCUCAUCUAUUUGGCUUUAUGUUUGUGUGUGUGUGUGUGUGUGUGUGUGUGUGUGUGUGUGUGUGUGUGUGUGUGUGUGUGUGUGUGUGUGUGUGUGUGUGUGUGUGUGUGUGUGUGUGUGUGUGUGUGUGUGUGUGUGUGUGAGAUAGCAAGUUGGUGUGACAGCAGAAGAGGUGUUAGACUAUAUCUGUAGAUGUGUAAACCAAUCUUUCAGCUCUUCCAGUUUCAGGUCAGUUUUGAUGUGCCCCUCCUCCCGGUUCCUUUAGCCCUGCCCAACAAUUUUAACUUUUGCUAUUUUACAACGUUUUAUAUUUAUUACUAUACUAGGAGUCUGAUACAGUACUGCUAAAGUUUCUACUUUGCGUCUCUUUUAUAUGAAAUGUGAUCGUAGGAAACAACACUUUCUAUGGGAAAGCAAUAAGCACGAUACAAACUCAG
Etheostoma spectabile (orangethroat darter) is the source of this 1232-nucleotide messenger RNA. RefSeq names its product cellular retinoic acid binding protein 2, a (gene crabp2a). The record is from RefSeq and is a predicted model, not a curated record. Gene Ontology annotation, molecular function: lipid binding. The transcript has 4 exons. Bases 267 to 533 code for a protein of 88 amino acids. Lineage: Eukaryota; Metazoa; Chordata; Actinopteri; Perciformes; Percidae.